GUGUGUGGUGGUAAAUUGUAAAUACCUUUGACCUAUCAUGUACCGUAAUAUCGAAGUCCCUUUGUCUUGAGACUUGUGGGGCCUUUCCUUUCAUAUCCUUCUAUGCAGUACCAUCCAGCGUUACUACGGCGGUAAAGACCUUGAGAGCUGCCUUUCGAUUCGACUCCUCAAACAACCCCAGCUACCAACCAGAGCCAACUACUUUCAUUCCCACAGGAUUCCUUGCCUCUUGUUUGGAGUGCAGGGAGAGAAUAUACUGCACAACUCAUAAAUCUAUUUUGCUUUUCAAAUGGACAAAUCAACCAAACCAGCCUCAAGUCCUUCAGGCACCGAUCAAUCGAUCUCGCGGCGAAGAGAUGUGAUUGCUGCGGCCUUUAGAAGCUUCAGGACGAAGUACGAUUGUCGUUCAUUGGGCCAGCCUCGCCCCACGCCGUUCGAACAAGCUAUCCCAGUUGACCAAGCGAGUUGGAAAUCAAAUCUCAGUUGCUUGGAAUGUAGCCUUCUACCUUUACUCCGUCAUCAGGUCAACGCCCUGUCCAGAUCCAUCUGCUCAUUCAAUUUACGCAAAGAUAAAGGUCGGAAACUCGACCUAAUCUCAGAGCUCCAAUCGGAGUUUGAUCACACUGUAUCCCAAAUCGUAUCUUAUGCUACUAUCAUUUGCCACCAACCAUUGUUCUCACGUGCACACACCGAUGAUCAUUACUUGCAAGAUUUAAAAGACUUUCGAUCUCAGAAGCUAGUAUUCAAAAUCAGCUUCCUAACUCAUGAAUUGAGCUUCUUCUCUGACGGUUGCACUAUGCUCAUUCAAGAAUCGAAGCUCUCCCAAGGCGCAGGUCGUCGUAGGGCUCGCAAAUUUAACGCUAGAGGACGUGUAACCCAAUUUGCAGCUAUCGCGUCGGACUCGAUCGACAGAAUGAUCAAAUGGUUACGAGGCCACGAAUUGACUAUCAUCCAGGAGGAUUGGAAGAUCGAUCUCUCUAGCAUUGAUGAUAUGCUCGCCAAGUUAACCAAGCUGAUCAAUUCAAGGACCGACUCAGACGAAGACGGCCAGUCUAAGAUCAAAGCUCCCAGCGCACCCAUCAUUCAACUCGCUCGAUCGGCCGUACCGAUCGUCAAAUUAUCUAGAAUGUUUUUUAGAAAAUUAUCCUCAAGCGGAUUGAACGAAACCCCCUUGCAAUCAUUUACUGCGAUGAGCUCCGAUCAGCUCCGUACUCUGUGCCGAUCGACUGAAUUAAUCGCUACCGAGCUCAACAAGAUCCUCAAAACCUUCAGUAAGGCUGAGCAAACCAACAAUGCCGAAACGGCCCAAGGUCUCUCUAAAUCAGCCGGUAGAGUUUUACAUCUUCUUCAGUCCAAUAUGCUCCUUGUGACGCUCUAUGUCCUGCCUCUGAUCCCCACAGUUAAUAAUUCUUCAUCCCAAAAUCAUCUCAAGACCUGGUUGAUCACUUGGAAUAAUCUAUUCCUCUCUACCGCUGAAAAAUGUAUCAGUGCUGCUAACACUUUCCAAAUGGGCUCAUAAUAUAUAGGAGAUAUUGUUAACACUACUGUCAUGAAUUAUCUUAUAACUACUUGUGUGUCCUACUUUUCAUGACCUUCUGUAUUGUUUUCACUUUGCUUGUUUUUCUAAAAAAGAGAAGGGGGGGGUAUUAUUAUAGUGGCUUAGGAAAUAUGUAAAUAAAUUGAUGUAGAUAGAUUAUAGUGGAGAGAGUCAGCUUGUAAUGCAAGUGAAUUGCAC
Molecule: messenger RNA, 1735 nt
Organism: Puccinia graminis f. sp. tritici CRL 75-36-700-3
Lineage: Eukaryota; Fungi; Basidiomycota; Pucciniomycetes; Pucciniales; Pucciniaceae
Exons: 2
Coding region: 290-1519 (409 amino acids)
Source: RefSeq, a predicted model, not a curated record